Molecule: messenger RNA, 1209 nt
Organism: Sus scrofa (pig)
Lineage: Eukaryota; Metazoa; Chordata; Mammalia; Artiodactyla; Suidae
Source: RefSeq, a predicted model, not a curated record
AAUUUCUGCUUUAUAAAAGAAACUGCAUGUAAAUUUAGUUUCUAGUCGUCAUUCUUUAUGGCUAUCUAGCUUUAAUACCAAUUUAUUCAAAUAAAAUAUCAAAAGAAAUAUCUUUAAAUUUUAUAGGGAAGGAAUAAAGUUCAGUAGUCUGUGAUGAAAAACCACACAAUCACAACCUUCAUCCUGUUGGGACUGACCGAUAACCCUCAGCUUCAGAUUCCGAUUUUUAUGUUUCUGUUUCUCACUUACAUGUUGAGUAUAACUGGGAAUCUGACCAUCAUAUCCCUCACUUUAGUGGGCUCCCACCUUAAAACACCCAUGUACUAUUUCCUACAAAAUUUUGCCUUAUUAGAAAUUUCAUUUACAACUGCUUGUAUCCCUAGAUAUUUGUACAACAUAACAACAGGUGACAGGUCAAUUACAUACAAUAUUUGUGUUAUUCAAGUGUUUUUUACUGAUGUCUUUGGAGUAACCGAGUUUUUUCUCCUGGCCGCCAUGUCCUAUGACCGCUACGAGGCCAUCUGCAAACCCCUGCAUUACAUGAGCAUCAUGAACAGCAGAGUCUGCAGGAGGCUUGUCCUCUGCUGUUGGAUCUCUGGCUUGUUGAUCAUACUGCCACCACUGACUCUGUUCCUAGAUUUGAAAUUCUGUGACUCAAAUGUCAUUGAUUAUUUUUUCUGUGAUGCAUCUCCUAUUUUGAAGAUUUCAUGCUCAGACACUUGGCUAAUAGAGCAGCUGGUUAUUGUCUGUGCUGUGCUGACCUUCAUUCUGACCCUGGUGUGUGUUGUUCUGUCCUACCUUUACAUCCUCAAAACUAUCCUAAGAUUCCCCUCUGCCCAGCAAAGGAAAAGAGCUUUUUCUACCUGUUCUUCUCACAUGAUUGUGGUUUCUAUCACCUAUGGAAGCUGCAUUUUCAUCUACAUCAAGCCUUCAGCAAAGGAAUCCGUGGCUAUUAACAAGGCUGUGACAUUGCUCAUGACAUCCAUCGCCCCCAUGUUGAACCCUUUCAUCUACACUCUGAGAAACAGACAAGUGAGACGAGCCCUCAGUGAUUCCUUCAAAAAACUUGCACUAAUCGCCAAGAAGUAAGAGAAUGUUCUUCAGAAAUAAAACAUCAAGCCAAACGUAAGCCAUUAUGCACCAAAUCUGUCUCAAGCAUUUAUUGUACCCAGAAUGAACAUCCUCUACCACAUGAGUUCACCUCCUUAA